This is a messenger RNA of Zonotrichia leucophrys gambelii, 306 nucleotides long. RefSeq names its product feather keratin 1-like. Bases 1 to 306 code for a protein of 101 amino acids. NCBI's taxonomy places the organism in Eukaryota, Metazoa, Chordata, Aves, Passeriformes, Passerellidae. The transcript has a single exon. Gene Ontology annotation, cellular component: intermediate filament. The record is from RefSeq and is a predicted model, not a curated record. Gene Ontology annotation, molecular function: structural constituent of cytoskeleton.
AUGUCCUGCUACCCCCGGUGCCAGCCCUGCCAGCCCUGUGGGCCCACCCCGCUGGGCAGCAGCUGCAAUGAGCCCUGUGUCAGGCAGUGCCAGGACUCCACCGUGUUCAUCCAGCCCUCGCCCGUGGUGGUGACCCUGCCUGGGCCCAUCCUCAGCUCCUUCCCCCAGAACACCGCCGUGGGAUCCUCCAGCUCUGCUGCUGUUGGCAGCAUCCUCAGCUCUCAGGGAGUGCCCAUCAGCUCUGGGGGCUUUGGCCUCUCUGGCCUGGGCAGUGGCAUCUGUGGCAGGAGGAGCUUCCCCUGCUAA